Molecule: messenger RNA, 642 nt
Organism: Telopea speciosissima
Lineage: Eukaryota; Viridiplantae; Streptophyta; Magnoliopsida; Proteales; Proteaceae
Exons: 2
Coding region: 231-584 (117 amino acids)
Source: RefSeq, a predicted model, not a curated record
UUGUUGUGCCCACAUUGUUAUUGUCUCCUUCUCCCAGAGGGAUUUGAACUGGGUUUCUUCCUCGAUCUCUCUCUCCUCAUCGAGAUUCUUCAGUUGCCGAGUGAGAAAACCUAGUCCGAAGAUAUGGUGGAUGAUGCCGGGAGCAGCGAUGGGGAAAUUGAUUGUAUACAGCAAUAGUGGUGGCUGGUCAAGUGGAAGUUUUUCAAGUGGCGGAUUUUAGAUAGGGAGACAUGUCCCUGAGAAUCAAAGCAGUGGUUGACAAGUUCGUGAAGGAGUUGAAAGAAGCUUUAGAUGCAGAUAUCCAAGACCGGAUUAUGAAGGAAAGGGAGAUGCAGAGCUACAUCGAGGAGAGGGAGAGAGAGGUCGCUGAGAGAGAAGCUGCUUGGAAAGCCGAGCUUUCUCGUCGAGAGGCUGAGAUUGCCCGACAAGAAGCUAGGCUUAAGAUGGAGAGAGAAAACCUUGAGAAAGAAAAGAGUGUCUUAAUGGGAACUGCCUCAAAUCAGGAUAAUCAGGAUGGGGCUCUGGAAAUCACUGUAAGUGGUGAGAAGUACCGAUGCCUCAGGUUUGCCAAAGCUAAAAAAUGAGGUUUGACACAAAGGAAGGGUUUAGAUGGAUCAACACAAAAAAAAAAAUGGGGGACCG